Heterocephalus glaber (naked mole-rat) is the source of this 3486-nucleotide messenger RNA. RefSeq names its product proteasome activator subunit 3 interacting protein 1 (gene Psme3ip1). The record is from RefSeq and is a predicted model, not a curated record. Gene Ontology annotation, cellular component: nucleus. NCBI's taxonomy places the organism in Eukaryota, Metazoa, Chordata, Mammalia, Rodentia, Bathyergidae.
UCUCUAUAGGCUUCAAUUCUUCCUCAGAUUCUUUCUGGGCCCCGGGAACCGGGAACCCACUUCCCUCCUUCUCGCACUGCUGUGUUCCAGUGAAAGGACCCCAAAUCUCAGAGAAGCUCUUUUUCUGUUGCUCACCACUCCUCCAUCUUCCUUGAAAUCUAUAUUGUGAGGCCUCCAGCUUUGCUCACUUUGGUCAGGAUUUCUUUAGCCAUUCUGUGUCUUUUCUGAUUUGAUAUGAAUUUUAAGAUUGUCUUUUCUAGUUCUGUGAAGAAUAUUAUUGGUCAGCCUCUGGUUUUCUGCAUUUUCACUGUGAUAGUCUUUUCAUUAUGGAUGGAGGUGAUGAUGGUAACCUUGUUAUCAAAAAGAGGUUUGUGUCUGAGGCAGAAUUAGAUGAACGGCGCAAAAGGAGACAAGAAGAAUGGGAGAAAGUUCGAAAACCUGAAGAUCCCAAAGAAUGUCCAGAGGAGGUUUAUGACCCUCGGUCUCUCUAUGAAAGACUACAGGAACAGAAAGACCGGAAGCAGCAGGAGUAUGAAGAGCAGUUCAAAUUUAAAAACAUGGUAAGAGGCUUAGAUGAAGAUGAGACCAACUUCCUUGAUGAGGUUUCUCGGCAGCAGGAACUAAUAGAAAAGCAACGAAGAGAAGAAGAACUGAAAGAACUAAAGGAAUACAGAAGUAAUCUCAACAAGGUUGGAAUCUCUGCAGAAAACAAGAAGGAAGUGGAGAAGAAACUGCCUGUGAAACCAAUAGAAACCAAGAACAAGUUCUCCCAGGCAAAGCUGUUGGCAGGAGCUGUGAAGCAUAAGAGCUCAGAGAGUGGCAAUAGUGUGAAAAGACUGAAACCGGACUCUGAUCCAGAUGACAAGAGUCAAGCCACCUGGUUCCACACUACAAAGACGCAGAGGACACCGGACCACCAGACCACUGUACUGGAGCUAAUCAAGUUCUCAGCAUUUAAAGAAUUCCUGCCCAGAGAGGCCCCAUCCUGUGUAUCGGUUGGAAGUACCUCCCUGAGUGGCCCAUCCAUUCACUGCCCACCCGCCGCUGUCUGCAUCGGCAUCCUUCCAGGCCUGGGAGCCUACUCGGGGAGCAGCGACUCUGAGUCCAGCUCAGACAGUGAAGGCACCAUCAAUGCCACAGGGAAGAUCGUCUCCUCCAUCUUCCGAACCAACACCUUCCUGGAGGCACCCUAGCUCCUAUCCUUCCUGCAGGGAGCUCCCCCUAGAACGGUCAGACCGUCCAUUUUGCCUCCAGGCAUUACCUCCCUCCAAAAAACUCCUUUGCCAGCCCCCUAUGCACACCGUGACACUUUUAAUCUCACCUAAAAAUGUGCCAGAUCACUUGUGGCCAGAACUGUGUUUGGUCUCCUUUCUGCUGUAGUGCAGAUGACCAUACCGGUCCCACUGCCUGUUCUUCUCUGACUUGGUAGGGUGGGUGUGGCCCGCAAAAGCUCUGCCUGGGAGGAUCUGCACAGCUAGCUAGCAGAGGGUGCUGCUGGGUUUUGUUGCUUUCUUGUUUCUCUUUUUCCUUUCCCAACAGCACCAGAAGCAAGCACAGUUGUUGCACAGGUGUUAUUUAAAGUUUAUUGUAGACAAAUGUGUUGUUCAGUUCGACUGCAUUGUGGAGCAUGUGGAGACAAAGCUGACCAGUGGGGAAAUGGAGCACUUCCCUGGAUCUAAGCCCUCCUUGAUGUCGUGAUGUCGUGUGCUAAGUAAAGAUAAUGAAGUCCAUCUGCAGGGAUGUCAGUUGACUGACACCAGCCUUCAUUGUGAAGUUUGCCUUACUGUUGGCCACUCCUUUCCUCUCUCCAUCCAACCUCAUUUGUAUAGGAAUGGGCUGGUAAUGAGCAAGCUUUUAUCUUCUAUUCAGAUCUUUUCUCUGCCUUGCAAAUUAUUUUGUUUUUGAUUUUGAAAUAAAAGAUUUAGUUUAAGAUUUUAAACCUUAGAGAAACAAGCAGUGGCCUUAUUUAACAUGGCCAGAAACCAGAACCAUUGGUGUGUAUGUCAGCGAGAUGACUUUUCUAGCAGCUUCUGCAAUCUGAAUACUCCAAACUUGAGGGGCACACUUGCAUGUUAUGACUGCUCAGCACCCUACUGAGGCACAUCUCUGCUUCAUGCUUAUUAUAGUUGUGGCUUUUAACUGUGGAAGCCACUGCAAGUCUAAAGGUGCUGCCCUAGCACAUUUCUUUUAUCCACUGGCCCACUGCCCUUUCCUUUCCCAAACAGCAGGUCCAAGGCCACAGGCAGCCAAGAGCCAGAGGAGCUGUGCCCCCUCUGUCUCAUAGAGGGAACCGGGCUCAGCCCUGAGUGGGUGAGAGGAAGGUGUGUAGAAGAGAGGAUAUGGAGUCCUCAGGGAAGAGGUGGACAUGAGCUUUAAAACAAUCUGAAUGUCCCCCUGCCUCAGGAGAGUGAGCCUGUACAGCUCUUUCUUUCCCUUGGUUUCUGCAUCAAUUGUUUCUGCUUCCUCGGGUGUGAGACUGAGCGAGACACACACAGAAUGUGUUGACACUGUGAUGCUGGCAGGCAGAGAAGCUACUCAGUUUUAAUGUGGGCAGAGAGGCUUCUGGGUUUCAUCCAACCCACUUCUUUUCCCUUUCCAGUUUGGCAGUACUCUGGUGCCCCACUGGCAGAUGGUGGCUUCCCCUCACCCGUAACUGAUGCCUUGUGAAUUCUGCCUUCUUUUCAGGACUUCUCAGUGUUAAUUGUUCCUGACAAUAUGGGUGCAUCACCUCCAUUCUCACAAACAAGACGCUUAGGUAAAACUGUGUAGGCACCUUCUGCCUCGAUGCUUCAUUGUUCCUGCAAUUGUGCUGUCAUGAUUGCAGCACGUACCAAGAGAAACCUGGAAUCAUUUCAGGAGGCAGGCCAAGGAAUCAAAGUCACCAUCUUUAUGUGGUUUGACUUUGCAGAGGCCAUUACUGUACCUCGUGGCCUCUGUUGAUGUUCGAAGAAGUUGACAAAGGGUUGCAGAGAUUAAAACCAUACAGGAACUUCAAAGUGAAUAAAUCUGUCAGAGAAGGAGCUCUUGCUUCUCCUGGGCUGCAUCCUGGGCCUCCAGGUCUCCCAUCACAGAUUGAGUCUUCAGACUGAGAGAUCUGUGCUCAGGAGAGAUUAAGUCCCUGUGGUCCUUUCAUUGUAGUCUGUUGUGCCCAUCAGCAUAGAGCCUUGGAACUGAAACAGCUUCUGUAGAAACCAUGGGUAGCAAAGGAGGGUCUGUACUUAACAGGGGAAGUGGACUGUGGAAGCAUCCAGAGUAGACCUCGUGGUUAUGGAAGGAAACACUGCUUAAAACCAAAAAAUGUAGUACAGUUGGCUCUCCAAGUUGACUAGUUCUGCUUCUGGAUUCAACCAGUUACAGAUUGAAAACAUUUGAAAAAAGAAUCGUGUCUAUACUGAACAUGCACAUUUUUUAUUGUCUAAACAGCAUGUAACAGCUAUUUACAUAACCUUUGCAUUGUAUUACGUAUUCUAAGUAAGCUAGAAAUGA